AUGUCGGGCGCUCCUGAUCGAGAGGCCGUAUUUCCCACGCGCCAGUCUUUGGGAAUCAUGAAGGCCAAACUCAAGGGUGCUGAGACGGGUCACAGUCUACUGAAGAGGAAGAGCGAGGCUCUGACGAAGCGAUUCCGAGAGAUUACAAGACGCAUCGACGAGGCCAAGCGAAAGAUGGGUCGCGUCAUGCAGAUUGCAUCCUUUUCUUUAGCCGAAGUCACAUAUGCUGUUGGGGGUGACAUUGGCUACCAGAUUCAGGAAUCGGCGAGAUCUGCUAGGUUCCGUCUACGCACCAAGCAGGAGAACGUGUCUGGUGUCCUGCUUCCAGCUUUCGAGAGCUAUGUCACUGAAGGUAAUAAUGAUUUUGGCCUGACGGGCCUUGGAAAGGGCGGCCAGCAAGUUCAACGUUGCCGUGAGACGUAUGCUCGCGCCGUAGAGGCCUUAGUUGAGCUCGCUAGUCUGCAGACCGCAUUUGUGAUUCUGGACGAGGUGAUCAAGGUUGUCAACAGACGCGUCAAUGCCAUCGAGCACGUCAUUAUCCCUAGAACAGAGAACACCAUCAAGUAUAUCAACUCAGAACUGGACGAGCUGGACAGAGAGGAGUUCUACAGAUUGAAAAAGGUGGCGAACAAGAAACAACGAGACACGGCAGCCGCAGACGCAGAGAUCAAGGCGAAGAAGGCAGCCAUGGCACACCAGGAGGCUGAUAACAGGUCAGGACCUACCGACCUCCUCGCCGCUGACGAUGACAAUGAUGUCAUCUUUUAA
Molecule: messenger RNA, 768 nt
Organism: Colletotrichum siamense
Lineage: Eukaryota; Fungi; Ascomycota; Sordariomycetes; Glomerellales; Glomerellaceae
Gene: vma-8
Product: V-type proton ATPase subunit D
Exons: 9
Coding region: 1-768 (255 amino acids)
Biological process (GO): vacuolar acidification
Cellular component (GO): fungal-type vacuole membrane; vacuolar proton-transporting V-type ATPase complex
Molecular function (GO): proton-transporting ATPase activity, rotational mechanism
Source: RefSeq, a predicted model, not a curated record